Molecule: messenger RNA, 6021 nt
Organism: Portunus trituberculatus (swimming crab)
Lineage: Eukaryota; Metazoa; Arthropoda; Malacostraca; Decapoda; Portunidae
Product: ras-related protein Rac1
Exons: 5
Coding region: 117-695 (192 amino acids)
Biological process (GO): regulation of cell shape; motor neuron axon guidance; cortical cytoskeleton organization
Cellular component (GO): cell projection; cytoskeleton; cell cortex
Molecular function (GO): GTP binding; GTPase activity; protein kinase binding
Source: RefSeq, a predicted model, not a curated record
GAUUCAUACCAACUCAGUCACCCUCUGCCCUUGUACGUAAGAGGUUGCUACGCCGCACCUCACAUCACUGCCGCGUCUAACAAGUGGUGCCCGACCGUGUCAAAAAAACAGGGAUUAUGCAAGCCAUCAAAUGUGUGGUGGUGGGCGAUGGAGCCGUGGGUAAGACCUGCCUCCUCAUCAGCUACACCACGAAUGCCUUCCCCGGAGAAUACAUCCCCACAGUAUUUGACAACUAUUCGGCCAAUGUGAUGGUGGACGGCAAGCCAAUCAACCUGGGACUGUGGGAUACGGCGGGACAGGAGGACUAUGACCGCCUGCGUCCCCUCUCCUACCCCCAAACCGACGUGUUCCUCAUCUGCUUCUCUCUUGUCAACCCCGCCAGCUUUGAGAACGUCAGGGCAAAGUGGUACCCAGAGGUGCGGCACCACUGCCCUAACACACCCAUCAUCCUGGUCGGUACCAAGCUGGAUCUGAGGGAGGACCGAGACACUCUAGACAAGCUCAAGGACAAGAAGCUAUCGCCCAUCUCAUAUCCCCAGGGUCUGUCCAUGGCAAAGGAGGUCGGAGCCACGAAGUACCUGGAGUGCUCAGCCCUCACUCAGAAGGGCCUCAAGACGGUAUUUGACGAGGCCAUCCGAGCCGUGCUUUGCCCCAUCAAGCCACCCAAGCCCACUCGCAAGUGUAGGAUCCUCUAAGGGCAGCUGCUGUGCCCAAGAGAGGGUUCCGUCAAUCUCUAGCAGUGGCCAAUGAACAGCCUCUCCCCUCGCCUGACAUGUUGCCCCGAGUGCCAGACUAGUUCAUCCAAGGCUACGGUUCUUGUCUUAUUUUUUCACCUCUUCAUUCUCUUCCUCUUUUUCUUCUGACCCAUUGUAACCUUAAUGCUUUAGCUUUAAGGAAAUUAUCAUUGACCUUGCACUAUUUGUCAGGGUGAAAGGGAGACUCGUGUGUGUGUGUGUGUGUGUGUGUGUGUGUGUGUGUGUGUGUGUGUGUGUGUGUGUGUGUGUGUGUCUGCGCACGCACGUAAAUCAACAAGUAUACAUAUUUGUUGUGGCUUCAUAGCCUAACUUUUUUUCCCACAUAAGGAUAUUUGCCACAGUCAGUCCCAGAGUUAAACAAAGAGUGACAUCAAUGGCAACAACAUUUACCACCUCAAAAAUCCUGCAAAUCCACUGGGAUAAACUUUGAAUCCUUUCACAGAAGCAACCAUUGAAGCUGAGAAGACUUGGGACACCUUGUCUUACUCUCCGUACAAAAUCAACAAGGGAGAGUUUCCUUUCUUUGUUUCUUACACUCUUGGGCUAGAAAGCUUAUCUAUGUUUACAGGAACAUAGGGCACUGGGGGUGGGCUGUACAGUUGUGUGUGGUGUGUGUCUGUGUAUGUAUGUAUGUAUGUAUGUAGCUUCACUCCAUCCCCACCAGACUGCCAGCCUGCUCCUUCUCAUUGCCACCACACGUGGAAUCCUAUUACUUAUAUAUGUUACAUUUGUAUUUUUGGGGGCAAAGUAUAUACCAACAUUUAGGGAUUUAUUUCUUUUCUUUUUUAUUUUUGCAUCAGUAGUGUAGACAAACAUAUAGCAGUGGAAGAUGUACUGCAAAAUUUAAUUGGAGAGUAAGUACAUUCAUCUACUUUUGGCCAAGAUUCAACCAGUUUAAGAGAGAGAGAGAGAGAGAGAGAGAGAGAGAGAGAGAGAGAGAGAGAGAGAAGAUAGAUUAUUUGUGCCUUGGUAUGUUACUUUCAAGAGAAGUAUAACCAUUUAAUUUUUUGUGGUGCGUAGGGAGACUUUUUUGUGAUGUGCACUGGAUGAGUGAAAAAAAAAAGAACAAAAGAAAGAUUUGUACAAGAAGUGCUGGAUCCUGUGAGUGGCAAGUGUGUGUGUGUGUGUGUGUGUGUGUGUGUGUGUGUGUGUGUGUGUGUGUGUGUGUGUGUGUGUGUGUGUGUGUGUGGUGAGCUAAGAACACUGUAAGGGUGCUAGUGGAAUGAGAAUGAGUCUAAGUGCAGGUAACACAUGUGGAGUGGUGAGGUGUUAGGGUGAUUGCUGAGGUGGUGAGUGUGCUGUUAGAGGGAGGAGUAGGUGGUCAUGGCAGUGGUGGUGAUGGAGUGAAAUUCUUUACUCUCCUAGCCAGGCAGGGAAAGAAAAGUUUUGUUUUUCAGUGCAGGAGAAUUGGAUGUGACUUGCAAUAGCUAACAAUCUUUCUGGGGUCUAAGGAGCAUUUAGUGUUGUGGCUCAUUGCACUAACACAUAAAUGUGCUUGAAAAAAAAAAAAAAAAUUAAAGGCGAUUGCUUCUGAUAUCUGUGAUUAUGAUCAGUAUGGUAAAUGUCUAACCUUUUCCUGUAAGAAAUGUCAUAGUAGCUUAUGCACAAAACUACUAAUGAGACAUGAUUGGGUAGUGCUGUUUAUAGUUGUAUUCAGACUCCUCACAGCUGCCGGUCUGCUGGCCUCAUCUCAUCAGUGAAUCUUUCUCCCUGAGCCGUGGGGACACCAGCAGUUCCUGGCUUUAGAAUUUUGUAAAAAUAUAAAACUUCUAUUAUACAUAAGAUGUAAAUGGAUACCAAGAAAAUUGUGAUUUUUGUGAUGUGUGGACUGAAGAAGCCUGACCGACGCUUCCACGUAGUUAGUGAAGAAAACAAGAAGGAGCUGUUGUUGAGAUUCUUCAUUUGUCGUGUCUCGUGCUGAGCCCCAGUGCUGCGCCUCCGGGGGCCACACCGCUGCUGCCACCGUCACUGUCACCUCCUCCCUUACCGCACCCAGGCUGGCAGUCCCCCCGGUGAGGCAUGGCAGGCGGGGCAUCACUGGGGUUAAGGAUAUGUUUUUUGUCAUAUAUCCAUGACUCAUUCAAUACCAUUACAGAGAAAUCAGAUGUAGUGUAGCAUUUGUGCUCAGAUAGUUUGGUAAUAACAUACUGCAGACUUCACGAGCCUCUUCAUUACAUACAAAAGAAAUAUUUAUUCAUGACGGAAUCAUUGCAUGUUCUAUUGUUGUUGUUUUUUAUUAAGUUGCUUAACAGUAAGUGUUAAUGGUGAAAAAUAUUGCUUGUACAUAAAGUUUUAUAUCUGCCGUACUGCGGUCAUGCUGGAUCACGUAAGAUAAUGUCAAGGAUAAAUCGCUUUUACCAUAAAUUGAAUAUUUUUGAGUGCAUCUCCUCUGUGCUAGUAUAUAUAUAUGUACAAGUAUAAUAUUAUCAAGGUAUUUGUCACAUAUACAUACUGGACACUGUUGUAUUAAAAACCUUAAAUAGUAGUAAGUUUCCAAGACCCCCAAGCUUGGGGGCGAUUGUGCCCGUGCCGUCACCCCCAGGCAGCAGGGAGCUGUGGGCCGCCAGCUGCAGCAGUGUGGCAACUGAGCCACAGCUGCUGCAGUUGUGGAAAUAGGAGGUUGAGAAAUGUCAGACACCUUCUUCCACCUUUCCAUAAGUAAGCGCAGAAUGUGAUGUCUUUUGUGUGUCAUUUUGUCAGAAGGCAUCAUAGACAAGUACAGGCUGCCACAGAACUGUCCUUGCCUCCUUGGUCUGAAAAGAGAUCACUGUGGCUCCUUAUUAGUUUAUUAUUUAUUGAUGAUAUAUGUACAGACAGAGUAUCGCUAUUGUGAAAUUAAGUAACUCUUCAACCUUUGUGACAACCUCUCAAACAACACAAGCUCAGUCACACCACAAGGAGGAAAGGCACUUCUUGGGCAGCCUGCACCAAGCCUCCCAUAGGAUGAAAAAAGAAAAUAUGAGGAGGUUGAUGUGAAAUUCUGUCAAACCUUUUCUUCUUCCAUCUUUUCAUUAUUAUGUGUAGGAUGUGAUUGAUGCCUUUGCUAUGUGAAUUUUCUAAGGGUAUGUACCAGCCUCCCUGACUUUCUCAAGAUGAUGUACAGUAUUGCUGACACAGAUCAGACACCAGACCAGCAGGACAUAAUGAUGUACUUUAAAAGAGGGAACCUUGUUUGGUGUAUGUCUUGCUGCCCCCUCAGGUAAUGAGAAAAAGCCUUGCAUUUUGUCAACUUUAUAUUAUGAGGGUUAAAACACUACUACUGUAUCCUGUUACCUCUUGGACCAGUGUCAGUAGGAAAACUAUUUCAACAAUUACCACAUACUACUAAUGCUGCUACUACUACUACUACCACCACCACUACUAUUAAUAAAGGCAUGUUGCUACCAUUCCUGACAAGUCCAGAGAUGACAUAGAUACACACUUCAUAACAGCAUUGUCUUGUAAUCAAGUAACUGACGAGGGAGGACUCUUGUCUUUAUAUAUGCUUAUAAGUACAUAAUACACUGACCCCUGAGGUUUCUCUCUCUCUCUCUCUCUCUCUCUCUCUCUCUCUCUCUCUCUCUCUCUCUCUCUCUCUCUCUCUCUCUCUCUCUCUCUCUCUCUCUCUCUCUCUCUCUCUCUCUCUCUCUCUCUCUCUCUCUCUCUCUCUCUCUCUCUCUCUCUCUCUCUCUCAUAGUGCAUUGCGGCCAUCCUCUUGUGAGAGGUGUGCUCUACAACAGGUAAAUUUUCUUGCUUAGAAUAUGAUUAAUUUUUUCCCUUCAUUUAUUGCUUUCAUCUUCCUUCCUUCUGUCCUUCCCAUCCACCCUUCCUUUCUCCUCCUCCUCCUUAUCUAUCUCACUUGGUGGCUCCCUGAUGGUGAUGGUGGUGGUGGUGAUCAGGGUCUUCUAAAGUGCCAGGGUUUUUGGUGCUAAUGUGCUUACAAUGUGUGGUUACUAGAUGUGGUUUUCAUCCCCACCCUUCCAAACCAACACACUUUUUGAUUUUUAUAAUGUUAGAUUUCUUGAUAGCUUUCCUGCCCUUGGUCAACAUACACAGAUAUCAGUAAUUCAGCAAUGUAAGGAUUCCAUGGUUUGUUGUUGCUGGCUUUUAUUUCUCACGAUAUGAUUUGUAGUUUUGAAAAUAUCCAGUGUAUGUAUAUAUCUUUUCUUAAUACAAUAUCCUAUAAUAAUUCAUUUACAAUUGGGAAUUUAUUGAUCAUUUUUGUUAAUUUGCUCAUUACAUUUUAAAAUACAUUAAAAGUAUCUACUUUGUUUUCAUUGGUGCUUUAUCAAGGCUUACACUGAACCAUGCUCAUAACCAUUAAGCUGAAACUUUGCACUUCAAACUGCAUUCUCAAGCACCUUCCUACAUUGUCUCAAGUUGUAAUAGCUUGUAUCAGAAGUGGGGUUUUCAAGGGUAUUCUAAUGAAUGUAGUGAUAACGGGGUUUUACGUCAUUAAGAUAAAGAAACAAGAAAUAGUCAUGAAAAUCCAACUACGUGACUUGAAGAUAGUGCAUAUUGGGGGAGGUGUUUGAGAAUACAGGCCUCAGUGUCUUAGAUUAGCAUCAUCUGCAUCUAACCUAACCUGACCUUUAGUAAUGCCCUGGAUGUCUACACUUCCUCCUCCUCUUUAUGCACCAUGUGUUUUUCACUUUAUUCUGAUGCAUUGAUUUGAAUUUGCUGGUUUCCAAGUACUUUCUUGAGUCUUCCAUGGAUAAAGUGAUGUCUUUGUUGGUAAUCUUAAUCUUAAAAAUCUUUCUGUCCCACCUUUCUUUUACUCCCCUCAUUCCACCCUUCACCUUCCUCUGUGGGUCAACUCUUACAAAUGAAAAAUGUCUAGAUAUGAAGUUCCAUCCAUUUUGUCUCAGCUGUGCUGCCGAAAUUGCUAAGAAGAGUUAACAAAGCGAGUAGGUACUAACAAUAAUAUCCUUGUCUGGUACAUUACUACUGUAUGAGAAGAGAAUAUUGUACACACACUAAAGAAAAAGAACAAUUGUUGCUACAUCGGCUACGAUGAGAAGGAAUCAAGAUAUGGUUGUUUGAUGGGCACAAAUCCAACACAAACUUGGGGACACGUGUAGAGCCACUUCCAGCCCGGCGCGGGGUGUCGCACCGCUCGCCACCUCGCCGCCCUGCCGGCCUCGCCAACACUCCUCAUCUUUCGCGCGUAGCCUAUAAUUAUUGUGCACAAAGUUCAGUGAUUACCAUGUUCAAGUUUGUAAAGUGUUUUUACAUUUGUAAAUAGUGAUGUCAAAGUAAUGAAUAAUAAAACUGUAUAAUUAUUUUA